AAUAUGAAUUUAGUUAAAUCAUUAGAUCAUAAAUCAUAAUAUAAUAAUAUAAUGUGAUCAAUGAUCAUUAUGAUCUAAAAUUUAAUUACUAACUCUUAUACAUUGUGUUGAGAUUUUACAGUAAAUAUGACCAGAAUUGUGUUUUUUUUUUGUUUGUAAACAAAGGAAGCUUAUUAUUUAAUUUUAUGUGAGACGAACACUACUCAUUGUUUUAUAUGAAAACACUUAAACAAAAUGAAAAAAUAUUUAGCAGUAACAAGACAUAAACUAGAUAAUGAAUCAGUAGAAACAAACACUUCAGAGAGUCAAAAUGAAGUUGAAAAAAAAAUUGAAAAACUAUUUGAAUUAUUUUGUUCCAAAGCAAAAUGUGAUCCAGAAGUCCCAAUUUUUUACAAACAAAAUCAUAUAAAUUAUAUAAAAAAUCAUAUGUUUACACUACCAGAAAACUAUGAAUGUUUGGACUCCAGCCGACCAUGGCUAUGCUACUGGCUAUGUCAAUCACUCGCACUCUUAAACUGUAAAUUAUCAGUUUCAGAGAAAUCUAAUGUUGUUUCAUUCUUAUCAAAGUGUCAACAUGAAACUGGCGGGUUUUGUGGUGGACCAAAUCAAAUGCCACACUUGGCUCCUACAUAUGCUGCUGUCUGUGCUUUAUGUUUAAUUGGUACGGAAGAAGCAUAUGCAGUGAUAAAUAGAGAGAAUUUAUAUAAAUUUUUGAUAUCUCUUCGUUUGCCCAAUGGUUCAUUUAGAAUGCACAAAUAUGGUGAAUGUGAUGUUCGUGCUGUGUAUUGUUCAGCAACCGUAGCACGCUUGACCAACAUAUAUACAGAUAGUUUGUUUGAAUCAAGUGCGCAAUGGGUGAUCAGAUGUCAGACAUAUGAAGGAGGCUUUGGUGGAGUCCCUGGAGUGGAAGCUCAUGGAGGAUAUACAUUUUGUGGAUUUUCAGCUUUAUUAUUACUUAAAUCUAUUCAUAUGUGUGACACAAAAUCACUUCUUCGAUGGGUAGCUAAUAAACAGAUGUCAUUUGAAGGUGGUUUCCAAGGGCGAACAAAUAAGCUUGUGGAUGGUUGCUAUUCUUUUUGGCAAGCUGCUAUUUUUCCAAUAAUAUCAGAACUUUUAGAAUCUGAAACUCAACGUCCAAUGUGGUCAAUGUAUGAUUAUCAAGCUCUCCAAGAAUAUGUACUUAUAUGUUGUCAAAAUAGAUAUAGUGGGGGCCUUAUUGAUAAGCCUGGAAAACCACCUGAUGUAUACCAUACUUGCUACGUUCUUAGUGGCCUAUCUAUAGCUCAACAUGCAGUUGACGACAGUAGUUGUGUUAUAGGUAAACCUGAAAACAUUUUGAACAAAAAUAAUCCUAUUUAUAACAUUGAAGAAUCUUGUUUGCAGAAAGCUCUACAAUAUUUUAGUAUGACAGAACCAAUAAAUUAUUUUUAAGUAUGAUUACAAUACAUACUGUACAUACACAACUGAUUCAAUUAAAUCUUGAGAAACCUGUUUUAUGAAGUUCAAAUUAAGACUAGUUGUAACAUAUUUAUGUUUAUUAAUUACAAACUCCGAGCAAAUACAUUCAUUAAUUAUUUAAUUAAAUUUUUGUUGACUUAAAUAACAAUAUUGUAAUUAUUAAUAUUUCAUUGUGAAUCAAAUUGUUAAUAUUAUUAAUGGUUCCACAGUACCUAACUAAUGAUUUUUGUUUAUUUUUCUUAUUAUUAUUAUUAUUAUUUUUUUUUUUUUUUUGUAAACAUUUCAAUUAAUAAAAAAAUAUAAUAAAUUUUAUUUUCAAAAUUGAGGUUAUAUUUUAAAUUAAUAAUACUAAAUGUAAAUAUGUGCAUGUUUGAAAUAAAAGUAGCUGAUCAAAAUAAAUAUUAUCUAUUUAAAUGCA
Messenger RNA from Aphis gossypii (cotton aphid), 1876 nucleotides. It is a transcript of the gene Fntb, whose product is annotated as protein farnesyltransferase subunit beta. Gene Ontology annotation, biological process: protein farnesylation. Lineage: Eukaryota; Metazoa; Arthropoda; Insecta; Hemiptera; Aphididae. Gene Ontology annotation, molecular function: protein farnesyltransferase activity. The transcript has 3 exons. The record is from RefSeq and is a predicted model, not a curated record. The coding region runs from base 235 to 1431 and encodes 398 amino acids. Gene Ontology annotation, cellular component: protein farnesyltransferase complex.